AACGCCACAGGAAGCCCACGACUCCAGUGAAGCUUUAGCGAUACCCAGUGGCCUGUUCAAAGAACUACAAACAACAUGGCGGCCCCCGUGAGGACAUUGUGCUGCUCAGUGCUGAGGCUCUCCAGCAGACAAUUCAGCACGACAUGUGGAGUACGAGCUGGAGACAAAUGGAGGAAAGAAAAUGGACUCUCCCGCACUGGUUCAGAAUACGGCCCCCUGACAGAUCUGCCUGACUGGUCAUUUGCAGAUGGAAGACCAGCACCUCCACUGAAAGGACACUUGAAAAGAAAGCAGCAGAGAGAAGAUAUAGCAAGACGUAUCGUGAUGCUGAGCUCGGAGGUGGACAUGGGGAUCGAGGCGUGGAGGGAGAAACAGGAAGAGGCCAAACGAGUGGAGGAGCACAAAAAGUCUCUUUUACUCAAACCUAAAGGGAAGCUAAUGAAUAAAAAAACUCCCAGUUAGAAAGAGAUCACCAUGUCGCGUUAUGACACGUUCAAACAACAUGUUGACCUUCGGCUUGAUGAUGAUAUUUAUGUAAACCGUUUCUUUUCUUUGUGUUUCUGCAAUAAAUUGUGUUUUCCCGAUUCAUUCUUAAAA
Messenger RNA from Labrus bergylta (ballan wrasse), 597 nucleotides. It is a transcript of the gene mrpl52, whose product is annotated as mitochondrial ribosomal protein L52. Lineage: Eukaryota; Metazoa; Chordata; Actinopteri; Labriformes; Labridae. Gene Ontology annotation, cellular component: mitochondrial large ribosomal subunit. Gene Ontology annotation, biological process: mitochondrial translation. The record is from RefSeq and is a predicted model, not a curated record. Gene Ontology annotation, molecular function: structural constituent of ribosome.